Messenger RNA from Aspergillus piperis CBS 112811, 300 nucleotides. RefSeq lists its product as uncharacterized. NCBI's taxonomy places the organism in Eukaryota, Fungi, Ascomycota, Eurotiomycetes, Eurotiales, Aspergillaceae. The record is from RefSeq and is a predicted model, not a curated record. Bases 17 to 235 code for a protein of 72 amino acids. The transcript has a single exon.
CUUUAGCCCGAGGGUCAUGGCACAUGGCAAGAAAAAUAGACUCUGGGCAAAGACUCUGGGUCCGCUGGAGCUGCAAUGGCGAUUCGCUGCAGGGAGGUGUGCAGAACAGGUCCAAUGUCGAUCUAGUCCAGGUGUAGUGAUGAUGAUCGAUGCUGUCUUUGCUCAUUUUCUUCUGCUCUGCGCGGGACUUUUACCCAGUCAAUUAUGGGGGGGAGGAGUCAAGGUCGGCUACUAGUGCGGAUAGCCAUGUGUCGCUCUCCUUUUUCCUUCAGACUGCUUAGGGCAGAUUCGAAAGAUGUG